AUGGCCGCGGCAAGCUCCAGAGACCCUUAUUCGAACCCUCCCUUAGACGAUGAUGACUUGAUCGAUCCUGAUGAUGCCGAUCUCAACGACUUCGAUGACCCCCUUGGAAAUACAUCAUCUCGUCAGCCCCUGACGGGCAAUAUCGGCUCAGCACCCGGAGCCUCAUCAUCGCGCCCCUUGAACGAGAGCGCGUGGACGUCGCGGAUACCUGGCGAAGAUAGACAGACUCCUCAGAACACGAUUGACGAGUCUGUUUGGGAUACGCUUCGCCGCGACCUUCUCGCCAUCUGGGCUAAAAUGCGCGAGGUGCUCUACCCCAAGUACCUGCUGGGCGGCACUAUGUUUGAUGCCGACGGACUUCGGGGCGCAUAUGCCAAUAUCAGAGGUGCUGGAUUCUCCGGAGCGCGCGACGAGAUUACAGGUCUUGCAAGCCGCUUCAUGGACUCUGAAGCUCUCCUGUCGCAGAACACUAUGACACCGGGGCUCAUGGACUGGGACCUUUGGGGUCCUUUGAUCUUCUGCCUGCUUCUCAGUCUUCUGCUCAGCUUCAACGCCUCUCCCGAUCAAAAGGACAUCGUCUUCAGCGGCGUUUUCGCCAUGAUCUGGAUUGGGGAGGCGGCUGUCACGCUGCAAAUCAAGCUGCUGGGUGGCAACAUCUCAUUCGCGCAGAGCGUUUGCAUCAUCGGCUACACGCUGUUUCCUCUCGUCCUUGCGGCAAUGCUGUCUGCGAUCGGAAUACCCACGAUUGUCCGCGUGCCUGUGUACCUGGUCCUCGUGGCAUGGUCGCUGGCUGCCGGCGUUAGCAUCCUGGGCGGCAGCGGUGUGGUCAAGAACAGGGUUGGUAUCGCUGUGUACCCCUUGUUUGUAUUCUAUCUAUUCCUUGGCUGCCUCUGCUUUAUCAGCUAA
Molecule: messenger RNA, 906 nt
Organism: Verticillium nonalfalfae
Lineage: Eukaryota; Fungi; Ascomycota; Sordariomycetes; Glomerellales; Plectosphaerellaceae
Exons: 3
Coding region: 1-906 (301 amino acids)
Biological process (GO): endoplasmic reticulum to Golgi vesicle-mediated transport
Cellular component (GO): membrane; trans-Golgi network
Source: RefSeq, a predicted model, not a curated record